Messenger RNA from Merops nubicus (carmine bee-eater), 1886 nucleotides. RefSeq names its product deleted in malignant brain tumors 1 protein-like. The annotation marks the transcript as partial. The transcript has 8 exons. Gene Ontology annotation, cellular component: cell surface. The record is from RefSeq and is a predicted model, not a curated record. Lineage: Eukaryota; Metazoa; Chordata; Aves; Coraciiformes; Meropidae.
CUGCCAUAAACAUGACAGAUGUUUCUACUCCGUCCUCAAGUGCUCCAGCUGAGAAAUAUAUUUGUGGUGGCUUACUUCUCAAUUCCUCUGCAAUUAUUCAGAGUCCUUUUUAUCCUUCGAAUUAUCCAAAUAAUGCAGAUUGUUUGUGGGAAAUACAAGUAGCAAAUAAUUUACGCAUUCAGCUCAAUUUUGGAAGUAUUCAGUUGCAAGGUGGAUGCCAGAAUGACUAUAUUGAGAUCUAUGAUGGGCCACCCAAUACUUCUCCUCUGCUUGGAAGAAUUUGUUCUGGUUCUUAUUUCACAUACACAUCAUCCUCAAACUUCAUGUCUGUCAGAUUCCGCAGUGACUCCAGAUAUUCUGACAGAGGUUUCCAGGCUGUGUAUCAGUCCUUUCCAGCAGACCAGACCACCACCCUUGUAUGCUUUUCAACCUUCAUGCGUGCAGUUGUAGACAGACACUAUCUCCAGUUACAAGGUUACCCAGUGUGGAAUAUCAGCUUGUCUGACUCUUCCUGCAGGCCACAAAUUACAUCAACUGAGGUUAUAUUCAACAUUCCAUACAAUAGCUGUGGUACACGCAGCCAGGGCAACAAUGAAACGAUCACCUACUCCAAUGUGAUUAAAGUGCCUGCUCCUGGUCACAUCAUCAAGAGGAAAAAGGACAUUCACUUCCACGUCAGCUGCAAAAUGCUCCAGAACACCUGGCUGCAAGUAAUGUACCGUGCUGAUAAUGUCAUUAAUGUCAGUGAAAUCCAGUACAGCAGAUACGACCUGGACCUGAGAUUCUACAAUUCCUCAUCUUUCCUGUGGCCAGUGUAUGACUCCCCAUACUACGUUGACCUGAAUCAGAAUUUGUAUCUUCAAGCUUUUCUUCGCAGCUCUGACACAAAUCUGAUCCUGUUUGUGGACACGUGUGUGGCAUCACCUGAUCCUCAUGAUUUUAGAACACAGACGUAUGAAUUGAUCAGAAAUGGGUGUGUCAAGGAUCCUACCUACUCCUCUUACUACUCCCCAAACCGUGCUGCUGCUCGGUUUGGCUUCAAUGCUUUCUCCUUUGUGACCCGCCACCCAUCCGUUUACCUGCGGUGCCAGCUGGUGGUGUGCAAACACAACGACUCCUCCUCCCGCUGCUACCAAGGCUGUGUGAGCAGGCUCAAGAGGAACACAGGUUCUUCCCAGGAAAAAGUGAAUGUUGUUAUUGGACCCGUCCAGCUUCGGGAAGCUCACCCUGAGAACAGAAACCCUGAGCUGGCCCCUGACUUCCAGGAGAAAGGGGAGUCUCCGAGCUCAAUACCUGCUCUGGCUGUGACCAUCGCGGUGCUGGCAGCUGCUGUUCUCACUGUGGGAGGAUUUCUUUUGAGGCGUAAACUGCAGGAACCCAUCCCAUACCAGAUAAUAGGAAACAACCAGCACAGAACCAAUUACCGCUCCAACAGAGACAACCAGCAAAUCGUCAAGUCCCCUAGCAGAGACAAUCACCCUACUGGAGACGUCCACAGCAGCAUCAACAACCCAGACACAGGAGACAACGCGUCUAGAAACCAUGUCCCCUGCAGCACCCUCGACAACCUUAUCAGGAAUGACCUCGCCAGCAGGGACAACCACUCCAUUGCCAUCAAGCUCCCCAGCACAGGUACCCACCCCAGAACAGUCCUUCCUAGAACAGCUAUCCUCCACAGCAGAGACAACCAGCUCAGCACUGUUUUUCCUACAACAGACAUCCUCCGCAGCAGAGACAACUACUCCAUUAUGGUCUUCCCCAGAACAAACAAUCCUCCCAGCACAGACAACCAACCCAGUGUCAAUAACUGUCGCAACAGAGACAACCGCAGAGAUAACCACCACAAUGGCAACGGCUACCACAGUAGAGGGGAGCACAGCAGGUAA